ACGCUCAACGACCUCGCCAGCCGCCACGACCUCGCAGAUUCACAAUGGAGAACGAUCAGGGUAUUCUCGUCGACCUUUACGUCCCGCGCAAGUGCUCGGCGACCAACCGCCUCAUCACCUCGAAGGACCACGCGUCCAUCCAGAUCAGCGUCGCCGACGUCGACGCUAACGGCCGCGCGCUUGGUACCUCCACCUCGUUCGCUCUCUGCGGACAGGUCCGGGCCAACGGCGAGGGCGACGACUCCAUCAACCGACUGGCGACCAAGGCUGGACUUCUCCGCAAUGUCUGGUCAUACCAAAAGUAGUGGGCUCGUCUGAGCUUAGAGCGUACGAGAGGUGUCUUUGUAUUGUUGCAUUUCCAUCGGUUUCUUUUUGCAAUCUCUUUCAUCACGC
This is a messenger RNA of Heterobasidion irregulare TC 32-1, 393 nucleotides long. RefSeq lists its product as uncharacterized. Gene Ontology annotation, cellular component: cytosolic small ribosomal subunit; ribosome. Lineage: Eukaryota; Fungi; Basidiomycota; Agaricomycetes; Russulales; Bondarzewiaceae. The record is from RefSeq and is a predicted model, not a curated record. The transcript has 4 exons. Gene Ontology annotation, molecular function: structural constituent of ribosome. Gene Ontology annotation, biological process: endonucleolytic cleavage in ITS1 to separate SSU-rRNA from 5.8S rRNA and LSU-rRNA from tricistronic rRNA transcript (SSU-rRNA, 5.8S rRNA, LSU-rRNA); translation; endonucleolytic cleavage to generate mature 3'-end of SSU-rRNA from (SSU-rRNA, 5.8S rRNA, LSU-rRNA). The coding region runs from base 45 to 305 and encodes 86 amino acids.